Molecule: messenger RNA, 1498 nt
Organism: Cucurbita pepo subsp. pepo (vegetable marrow)
Lineage: Eukaryota; Viridiplantae; Streptophyta; Magnoliopsida; Cucurbitales; Cucurbitaceae
Source: RefSeq, a predicted model, not a curated record
AAUACAAUUCAAAUAUUUGCUCCCUUCGACUAAGGGGUUGUGUCUGUAUUAUUACAGGAUCUCUCCACAGAUCUCUCUUCUCGCGUUCCGAAAUCUCAUUGGUUCUCAUCUUCACAAGCGAAUCGUCUCUUAUCCAUUGAUUUCGGUCAGUAAAAGUCUAUCAUGUGGAGGAGGACAGAGGUGACAGCGCAUAUUUAAUGGUGGAAUGGAAAGGAAAACAAUAGAUGACUUUGAACCAGGUCCACUUCCUUCGCCCAGGCAAGUAGACAGGUUUGGAUUCUUAAAGCAGGAACACAAUAGUUCUCCAGAUGCUAUAACCAAAAUCAGGUCCACCCAUGUACAGGAGAGGGAGGAAAGGAGAGUUAGAAAAUGGAGGAAGAUGAUUGGAAUUGGAGGGAGCGACUGGAAGCAUUAUGUUAGGAGAAAACCUCAUGUUGUUAAAAGGCGUAUAAGGAAAGGUAUUCCCGAUUGUUUAAGGGGUCUAGUUUGGCAGCUGAUUUCUGGAAGUCGAGACUUACUGUUGAUGAACCCUGGAGUUUAUGAGCAAUUGAGACAUGGACCUGGUCAGAGAUCUCUCUACAAUGUUUUAAAGGCAUAUUCAGUUUUUGAUCGGAAUGUCGGAUAUGUUCAGGGGAUGGGAUUUUUAGCUGGUUUGUUGCUUCUCUAUAUGAGUGAAGAGGAUGCAUUCUGGCUGUUGGUGGCAUUACUUAAAGGUGCAGUUCAUGCUCCUAUGGAAGGAUUGUAUCUGGCGGGGCUUCCUCUAGUGCAGCAGUACCUAUUUCAAUUUGAUAACCUUGUGAGAGAGCAGCUGCCCAAGCUUGGAGAGCAUUUUACACAGGAAAUGAUAAAUCCUAGCAUGUACGCGAGCCAAUGGUUUAUUACCGUUUUCUCUUACUCUUUCCCCUUCCAUUUGGCUCUACGAAUUUGGGAUGUCUUUCUUUAUGAGGGUGUUACGAUUGUUUUUAAAGUUGGUUUGGCUCUUCUAAAAUAUUGCCAUGAUGACUUGGUAAAGUUGCCGUUUGAAAAACUCAUACAUGCUUUGCGAAACUUCCCAGAAGAUGCAAUGGAUCCAGAUACAUUACUGCCCAUGGCUUACUCAAUUAAAGUGUCCAAGCAGCUGGAGGAAUCGAAACAUCUGUAUGAAACGAAGCAUGGGAAGGAGAUUCAGGGCGAUGCUGAAACUAGUGGGAAACAGGAGCAGGAGGUGCAUUGAAGGUCACUACUUUUCCCUCUCCCAUUGGAGCCAAUGAAAAAAUCAUAGACAAAUUAAUUUUUAUGAUUUCUCUGUCGCUUCUGAAUUGUUUAGGAUGUUAAUUGAAUGAUGCGUAGUCAUAAUUUAUCAUUUAUCAUUUUAUUAUUUCCUCGAGUUAGGACAAAUGCUUUGUAAAUUCCUAGUCUCCUACCCUUUUGUGUCGACAAAAUGUUCAUUUCUCAACCUAUAUCUAGUGGGGUCAAUGUAUUUAUAUGUUACAAUAUAAAUUUUAUCUGUUGAAUGAAA